UUUAAUAAAGAUUUUUAUUUUAUGUGUAACAUUUGGAGAGUUUUAAGGCAAAAUCUUUAACGGUGAAAUGUAUUAGAUUUUUGUUCAACCUCGCACAAUUUCUUUCCUUGCUGUUCUCUUAACCAGGUAGACGAAUGUUAAAAUUCACAACAUGUGGACGAUCCAUGAAUCGACUAAAGACAUUUCCAAGGUGCAUUAAAGUUUUGAGAUGGCCAAACUAAAUUCCUACGUAGUUUAUCGAGUGCAUUAUCAGUUUAUCUUGAUAUUUCACCUGGAAGCUAACUAUACUGAAAUUUUGUGAUCGGUGUACAGUAUCUAAUUUAAAUUAAAAAUUAAAUUAAGGGACAACACAUUAGGUACAAACUGCAUAAACAAACGACAGCAAAAAUUUUUUUUAUACAUAUGUAAUUUUUUUUUUUUUUGACGCAGCUCUUCUAUUAGACGUAAUUGGAUUGUGUACUUCUAGAAGUGUCCAGUGGGUGCACAGGAAUAGUAUUGGCUGUAUUUUUUGUGUGAUUGCUGACGAUCUCCUAGUGGCCUCCAGCAGUGAAGACAUCCGCUUUGUCUUGAACCUGCAGACCCGCAACUGUGAACGGCUACCGGAAUAGCGGCGGCGUUCACGCUGCUCGUCUUUGGAGGUCCUGUCAUGAGGGUAACCAAGGCGACCACGUGAUCACUCAAACCAAUUAAGGCCCCCGGGACUGAGCCUUCAAAUUGGGCUCAUCUUGUGUGGGGGGAUUUUUUUUCCUCGCAAAUUGGAUCAGGCUGCUUACAGGAGCUUAGCAUGACGUACAGCAACUUGGCGAGUUUAGUCAUGAGGAUCCUUGCAGAAAUCCUCCGGGCGAAAUCUAAGCAAAGUGAACGCAUCGAACUGGGAAGUUUUUGGGGCGCAAUGGCGGUGGCUUUGAAUGAAUAAAAUCCUCCUUGGGCUCGACGAGGGCACGGCGAGAAUGGUCUGUGAUGGAUUAUUGAUGCACCAAAGGGGAUUGCCGAAGUUCAAACCGCGACUUGGUUAUUAAAAAAAAAAAAAGACCACCAGAAGUUCUCCUUGGAUCUAACUGGCUUUUUUUUUUUUUUUUUUUUUUUUAAAGGCCACAUCUGGUUGAACAAUGGCUUUGAUGAAGGUCAAGUUUGAUCUGAAAAAGCGUGUGAAGCUCGCCCAGAGCGUGUGGUUUCUGUUCUGGUUCGCCGUCAUGGCCGGCGUGCUGGUCUUCAGCAUGGGCCUCUUUUUCAAGAUCGAGCUGCGGAAGCGCUCGGAGCUAAUGGACAAUAACGAGAGCCACUUCCUGCCCAACCUUCUCAUCGUGAUGGGCCUGCUGGCGUGUGGCAUCAACGCUUUCGGCGGCAAGGUCUGCUACGACUCUUUGGAUCCCUCCAAGUUUGUCAAGUGGAAACCCAUGCUCAAGACCUUUCUGAUGGGCUGCGUGGUCUUCAACGUUCUACUGGUGGUCACGGCGCUGCUGUGCUUCAUCAUGCGCAUCCCGCUGCAGUUCACGCUGGCCGAGGGGCUACGCAACGGCAUGCGCUACUACAAGGACACGGACACGCCGGGACGCUGCUACAUGAAGCGGACGCUGGACCUGAUGCAGAUAGAGUUCCGCUGCUGCGGCAAUGACAACUACCGGGACUGGUUCGAGAUCCAGUGGGUCAGCAACCGCUACCUGGACUUCAGCGCCAAAGAGGUUAAAGACCGCAUCGGGAGCAACGUGGACGGCCAGUACCUGAUGGACGGUGUGCCCUUCAGCUGUUGUAACCCGGGCUCUCCGCGGCCGUGCAUCCAGCAGCAGAUGACCAACAACUCGGCGCAUUACAGCUACGACCACUACACCGAGGACCUCAACGUGUGGAAGAGCGGCUGCCGCGACGCUCUGCUCUCCUACUACGGCGGCAUGAUGACCACCAUCGGCGCCCUGGUGCUGCUGGUCACCCUGUUAGAGAUCGCCGUGACAGCGGGCCUGCAAUACGUCGACAGUUCGCUGUCCACUCUGGCCAACCCCGAAGACCCGGAGAGCGAGAGCGAGGGCUGGCUCCUCGAGAAGACCGUCAAGGAGACGUUCACCGAUAUCAUGACCAAAAUGAAGGCCAUGGGCAAAGGCGGUAAAGUCGAGGAAGGGGGCGACGAGGGCGGCGUAGCCACUGUGAGCUGAGUGACCCAUUGAUUCCCCUCACACCCUGCCAAAACUGACACCGCCACCACGCCCAAACGGAAGUAAUGGGACUUGUAAGAGGAUUGUUGUUGUUGUUUGGUUGUUGUUUUUUUUUAAUUGGCUCAUUGCGGGAAAUCUACUGUAAAUUUGUAGUAAAUACAGAGCCGUAGUUUUCCAAGACGGCGUUACGAGUCCACAACAUUAGAUACACCUCCAGAUGAGAUCCGACAAAGACAUUUGGAUGGGGAUGGUGGUUACUAUGCAACCCCCCCGUCGCAGCAACCCGAGAUUCGCAAUCCAAUUGAAGAGAUAAACGAUUUAUUUUUUUUGUUAAUAGGAAUAUUAUACCACAAAUGAAUUUGGCAGCUAAAUAUUUUGCCCCCCUCCCCCAAAAGCCCUUCACAUCCCCUGUCAGACUUUCAUUCGGCCUCUGUAUAUUUAACAACGGUGUGGCGGUCUUUGUACAUAGUGUAGAAACGGCAACGCUGAAGCUUUUUUUUUUUUAAAUAUAUAUUUAAAUAUAAUGUAAUCUGUUAAU
Hippocampus comes (tiger tail seahorse) is the source of this 2685-nucleotide messenger RNA. It is a transcript of the gene prph2a, whose product is annotated as peripherin 2a (retinal degeneration, slow). The coding region runs from base 1110 to 2147 and encodes 345 amino acids. NCBI's taxonomy places the organism in Eukaryota, Metazoa, Chordata, Actinopteri, Syngnathiformes, Syngnathidae. Gene Ontology annotation, cellular component: plasma membrane. The record is from RefSeq and is a predicted model, not a curated record. Gene Ontology annotation, biological process: visual perception. The transcript is spliced from 3 exons.